AUGGCGAUCAAGGCCGUUGCCGUGGACAUGGAGAUGAGCUUGGCGUUUAUGGACUUCAUGGCAAGCAUGAAUCCGACGUCGGAGGGAUUGCACGUGCUCUUUCCUCGUCUCCGCCUCGCUGAAAUCGAAGACCAAUCCUGGCUCAUCAUGGCUUCGAGGACACACGCACAGAGAUUUGGCGCGAAUGUGGGCACGCAACUCAGAGACGCAACCGGAUUAAGCCGCGUACCCAAGCGUGCCACAGAUCAAUAA
Messenger RNA from Parastagonospora nodorum SN15, 252 nucleotides. RefSeq lists its product as hypothetical. Bases 1 to 252 code for a protein of 83 amino acids. Lineage: Eukaryota; Fungi; Ascomycota; Dothideomycetes; Pleosporales; Phaeosphaeriaceae. The record is from RefSeq and is a predicted model, not a curated record. The transcript has 2 exons.